This is a messenger RNA of Racocetra fulgida, 729 nucleotides long. The record is from the annotation of a GenBank genome assembly. NCBI's taxonomy places the organism in Eukaryota, Fungi, Glomeromycota, Glomeromycetes, Diversisporales, Gigasporaceae.
AUGAGUAGCUCUACGAAACGUCAAAAAUCCAUCGCACCUUCUAGUAAAACAACCACCAAUUUGACUCAUUCACCAAACCUUCUACAGCUUCCACCCGAAACAUUUCUUGAAAUUAGUAAAUCUCUUGCACCAGUUGACCUACUUUCUCUUUCAUUGGUGUGUAAAACUUUCUAUAGCGAUUUAUGUUGUAGCGAGUCUAUAACAGUUCAAGAAAUAUGGCGUCAAUCAAGAUUAACUUAUAUGCCGUUCCGUUUAAUGGGACCACCUGAUGGGAUGAACGAACGAGAGUAUAUUAGAUUUUUGAUUGAGGAUAAAUGUUAUUUUUGUGGAACUAAAAUAAGUGGAGAAUUUUUUUUUAUUUCAAUGAAUAUACCGCGGCCAUUUCUUCAAAAUGGAAGUCGAAGUCAUCGUUUCUGGCGUGAUCAAGUACAGUCAAAAUAUAUUGAACUUUGUAGCAUCGCCAUUGAGGAUCAAAAUGAUUGGAUGUAUCAGCAAUAUCAACUUCGUAACGACCUUCAACGUGAAAUAGCAGAACGUCGACGUGAAGAUGUGUUAAGCAGAGAAAACCAAAGAUCUCAAAGAAUUCAGGAUAUUGGCGAUAAAUUAGAUAUAAUGUGUGAAGAAAGAGAUGAGAAUGAAGAGAUGAAAUAUCAACGAUCAAUUUUAGAAAAGUGUCCAAGUUUGCGUAGAUGUUAUACAUAUGAACGACCAUUUAGCGAACGAGGGUAA